Mya arenaria is the source of this 3460-nucleotide messenger RNA. Its product is annotated as protein FAM47E-like. The coding region runs from base 193 to 1572 and encodes 459 amino acids. Lineage: Eukaryota; Metazoa; Mollusca; Bivalvia; Myida; Myidae. The transcript has 10 exons. The record is from RefSeq and is a predicted model, not a curated record.
GCUGACAGUUUUCAUUCCUUCGUUUGAAGAGCUUUGUUUACAUGUCACUAGGGAAACAUUUUUGUCUUUUAAACCUUUUUACCAAAUAUUCAACGUCAUAAUGUGAAUUUUUGGAAUAUGAAAAGUUGAUAAUCUGUAUAUUUGAAAUAUUUCUUUCUCCACUCGCUGAAACUAAGAUUUUAAGCUGGAAAAAUGUCUCUUGCGGAACAGAAAUACGACCUUGCUCUUGUCAACACUGUAAAAAAUAAGAAAAUUCAACAAAAGGCCUGGUAUAAAGAACGUCUACAAACCAAAUAUAUCAAAGACAAAAAACCAACAGACACAGACAAAAACCUAGUGGGCAAGAACUGGCUGUUUUUGAAAGAUGGCCUGGAUGAUUUUCGGGAUGGUCUGCCACCACCAGUUGAAGGAGAUGUUACUCUUAAGUCAUCAAAGGGCCUUGGUCCAACAAUCAAAAACUCCAGUGAGAAUCUGUCCUCGGUGAAACAGCCGGCUGUGAGAAAACGUUUCUCCAAACAUCAAAUCUGCUACUCUCGCUUGACACCGCUUCAGCAGCAGAGACGGGAGCACAUUAACCAGAUUGAGUAUGGCCUCACGCAACAUCCCCUCGCCCUUUAUCCGCAUUUAGAAGAAAGCGUUAACCCUGAGCUGUUUGAGGACAUCAUGAACAUUCUGGACCCAGAGAUGAACAUGAUCGAUGACGAGGAGGGCUCUCUAGCUGAGGAGGAAGAGGACGAAGAAGGGGACAGUGUGGAGAGUGAUAAGGGGAGGGAUUCAGCCAGGGAGGACGAUGUCAAAACAGACACAAGAGAGACAGAGGAGGGGGUCGUACGAAACCCAUACAAAUGGAUCUCCAAGAAGGAAGAACAGGAACGGAAAAACAAGAAGAAAACAGGAGAAAAACCCACAGACACUUCACAGGAAGAACAUAUAAAGAAAGUUACGAAAGAGUUUUGUGACUGGGUCUCCAGUCUUGGAGGUCAGAGUAACAAUAUUGAAGAAAGCACAAUAACCAGUCUGUUUGCCAGCGGUUAUGAGACCAAGCCAGCCCUAUCGGUUCCCAUUCAUGUCGUCGAGCUGACUAACGUUCCCCCGGAGCUGAGGAUGUCAGCAACUGUACCACAACAGCAGCAGCAGAAUAAAAACCUGCCGACUGAGGAGAAAAAGAAAGUUACUUGGAAAGAGAAAGAAAUGCAAUACUCGGGCCAGUAUGAGCCCAGCUGGGUAAAGUUCAAGUAUGGGGCCUGGUAUCUGGACCCUAAAUCCUGGCAAAGACGGGACGCAGAGGAGCCCCUUAUGGACCCUCAGGAGCUCAAGGAUAAAGAAAUGUCUGAGGCCAAGAAAAUGAGCAAGGCUUUGAACAAUGAACUGGCUACCAUGCAUGGAGUUGGCCUGUUCAAGGAAUUUGUAGAUAAGAAGAGCAGAAGAAAACCUGAGUUUUUGGAUGAGGUUGAGGAAAUCAAGAAGAAGGCCGAGGAGGAGGAGCAACGCAGGAUAGAGGCGGAGCUAGCAUCAAAGAAGAAACGGAGUCAUCGACAGAAGGAUGAGGAGGGCGAGAAAACUCAACAAUAACGAAGAAUAGGGCAGAUUGACUCUUGUGUGUUUUAUACCAUGCUUUUAUUGUUAUGAAAAAUUAAGAAGAAAUGGAUCAAGAUUUGGAGAAAAGUCUACUACAGUUGGAAACUAAGGGACCUACUCUUGUGUAUUGUGGGUACAAUCAUAAACUAUCAAAAUUGUAAUGGUAAAGAAAAAAGAAUUAAGACAUGCAAAGGGCACUCUCACAUUGUAAUACUUGUGUAUUGUGAUAAAUCACAAAAUUUUAACUGUUUGUUAUUAUAUAGCAGAAAUAAGGUUCAAAGUAAGAAGAUAAAUGACACCUUUAUAAUUUAUGUUGUUAUUUGUGAUGCCUCACACUUGUUAUAAUGUGGUUCACUUAUAAGUUAAAAAUGGUCAUUGUCUGUGAUAUUUUUGUUUAAAUGUGUUUUUAUUGACAAGAUAUUGUAUUCACAUAAUAUCUGCAUAAUUAAUGUCAUUUAAUCGUAAAAGUGUGUAAUGCACAAAUAUUUGCGGUCUAAGUGUCAGAUGGUUGUAACUAAAUAUAGAAAGUGUGGGCUUUACAAUUGUCUUGGGCUCAGCUCUCAAGUAAAAAUAUCUGCAUGAUUCUUUGCUGAACUGGCUGCCAUCUCAUCAAAAAUCAUGUCAUAUCUGAAAAUAAAUACAAUCAAUUUCGAAUGUCAAAGUUUAAUUUCAAAAUUCAGACAAAGUUUAUUAGAUUUUGCAAGCAAUAUAUGUUCAAUUUCAUUUGUAAUACUGAACUCAUAUUUAACCAAAGUUCUUGAUCUAACGAUACUUUAUCUAUCGAUACUUUGUUGUAUGUUAAUAAGAUGGCCCGAUCAUAUAUACCAGGCCCCAAAAUCAUGAAAAUACUUAAGUCAAAUCUCAAUCUCAGUCUCAACUCUUUUUACCACAUAGCAUCAAAACAUUCUGAAAAUAAUACAUGUUUUUACACAUUUCAAAAUCACAUUAUAUAUCCUUCAGUACGUUGAUUAAAACCUUUGGUCUAGAUUCCAAGAGAAAAAUAUUCUACAGAGAAAAAUGUACUUGAGUACAAUUCAUUGCCUUUAAACAUAUACUCAAGUUUGUUUUUUUUUGUUAAAUUAAUUUUCUUUUAAAUAUUGUCAAAAUGUUUUAUCAACACAAUUUAUGUGAAAAUACGUUUUUAAAAAGUACAAAAACAUGCAGGAUUUUCAAUCAUACUAUGCUUUUUAUGUGGUAAAAUGAGAUUGAAAUUGAGAUUUGAUUUGAGAAUUUUUGUGAUAUUUGGGCCAGUAUUGUUUUUGUGGAAAAAUGCACAUAUUUUUGAAAUACUAUACAAUUUCUGUAAACACCAUGUAAUCUGAUAAUAGAAGAAAGUGAUACAAAUAUAUUAUAUGUUUGUAACAAUAACUGUUUAAGAAACUUAGAAAGGUAAAAAAUAAGUAUUAUCUUAACAUGUAUGGUCUUUUUUAAAUUCCCCAAACCGCUGUUGUAUCAUAUAACAUGUCAAAAAAAGCUUUAUAAAUGACUGUUUCAAUGAAACAUUAUAUGUGUAGUCGAUGAAACAUAAUAUGUGUGUAGCUUGCUUGUAGCUGCAUUGUAGCUGCAAGUGUUAAUGUGUAUGUUUUUAAGUAUAUAUAAUUUUAAUAGAUACUUUUGUUAUAUUUGCUUUUUACAGCGAAAUGUUAUGUUAUCGUUGUUUAGGGAUUUUCCAUGCAUUUUAACACACCAAAACUGUAACACUGUCGUAAAAAAUAUGAAGAUAAAUACGCUGAAAAUAUACUAUCUACUUUUUUGGUUUAACAAGGGGAGUAAUUCGAAAAUGUGUGCUUAUUUUUUAUCUGAGUGCGGGCUUAAGUUAUCUCCCUUGAUGUCCCUACCGUGGUUAUAGCGUUGAGAAAUGACAAUAAAAUUGCAACCAUUA